This is a messenger RNA of Charadrius vociferus (killdeer), 619 nucleotides long. RefSeq names its product coiled-coil domain containing 58 (gene MIX23). Gene Ontology annotation, cellular component: mitochondrion; mitochondrial intermembrane space. Bases 15 to 383 code for a protein of 122 amino acids. The record is from RefSeq and is a predicted model, not a curated record. NCBI's taxonomy places the organism in Eukaryota, Metazoa, Chordata, Aves, Charadriiformes, Charadriidae. The transcript has 4 exons.
AGUUGCUCAGGGUGAUGAGGACGAUUGAUGACAGAAUCGUCCACGAAUUAAACACUACGAUUCCUACAGCUUCAUUUGUGGGGAAAAUUGAUGCUGGCCAGACAUGUAAAGAGCUGUACCAGUCUUUGAUGGAUGCUCACACCAGCAGAGAGAAAAUCAUCAAAAACUGCAUCGCUCAAACUUCCAGUGUAGUGAAAACUCUCAGAGAAGAGAGGGAAAAGGCCCAGGAUGACUUAGCAUUAUUAAAGCAACUCAGGAAAGAGCAGACGAAGUUGAAAUUGAUGCAGUCGGAGCUGAACGUUGAAGAAGUGGUAAACGACAGAAGCUGGAAGGUAUUUAAUGAGCGUUGCCGAAUUCACUACAAGCCUCCGAAGAGUCAAUGAUGUGGGGUGUUUUCCAUCAAGGUGGUCCAUAACCAUGAGAGCCAAACUGGAAAGAGACCUUGGGUGAGCUGUAUUGGGACCCUCCAGAACCAAUAGAACCCAGUCUUGUUUUGUUUUGGACCCACUUAGCUGAAAUCUCAAGGUUGAAAUGAUUCUUCUGUAAUUAAGAGAAAACAACUCCUCUUUUGUACAAAAUAUGUGAAAAAUGAGUUUUAUAGAAUUAAAAUAAUUUUCAA